CUGGCACCGGAAGGGCAUGUGUGCCGUGUACACUCGCAACUGUAGAGGUCCCCCUUUUUCAGCGGGCUGCGCGCACAGCUAUUGCACCCGCUUUUUAUCCUGUGUAAAGAGGAGAGAGUGGGGGGGAAUACGUACGGAUCCUGCACGACCGCAGACAUGUAUCCUCUGUGAAGUGUAGCGCAAGGCAACUCUAAGAUACCGGGUGUUCUGCGAGAAACAAUGAAAAUGUGCGGCUCUAUUUCUGAAUGAGCACAAGGACAUGUGUGAUAUGCGUUGUAGCCUACCUAUAGACCAACAUCAUUCGCACUAUUCCAAUUUCCUUCAGAUUUGAGGGCACAGGUAUAUGACUUAAACUCAUUUUAGGGAAGAAAGAAGACGUCGUGUUCUGCUGUUUUUUGUGGAAUUUUCGCUCCAGCUGAGAGUCGUGAUGUCUGGCUCAUUUCCCACAUUGUUCCUGGUUCUGCUGGGUGUGUUGACGGCGUGCGCCCAGACGGAGAUGAAGAGGGUUGUCGGUGACAAUGCGACACUGCCCUGUCACCACCAGUUCUGGGCAGGUGAUGCCCCCACACUGGACAUCGAGUGGCUCCUCCUCAAGCCCAGCUCCAAGCAGAGAGUGGUGAUCACCUACUUCGCGGGCCGGGUGUACGACCCCAAUGAGGCGGAGGCGGGCCGGCUGUCCUUAGCCGGGGACUACCUCAAGGGGGACGCCUCCCUGCUGAUCAGUGACCUCAGCCUGGGCGACUCGGGCGAGUACAGCUGCAAGGUGAAGAAUGGGGGGAAGUACCAAUGGAGCACGAUCAACCUCAUAGUACAGGUGAAGCCGUCUAAGCCGCGGUGUUGGAUGGAGGGCCGGCUGUUGGAGGGUAGUGAUGUUAAGAUGAGCUGUAAGUCUACAGACGGCUCUGACCCCAUAAACUACAAAUGGGAGAGGCUGCUGGACAAGGGCAAGUAUGUGGGAAAGCUGCCCCCACUGGCCCUCAUAGAUUUGAAAAACUCAGAGAUAGUGACACUGAGGAACCUGACCAAGGAGAGUGCUGGGGUGUAUAAAUGUACCGCCAGCAACGAUGUGGGAGAGGAGAGCUGCACCGUAGAGGUCAAGAUGCACUAUGUGCGGGGCAUGGGUGUGGUGGCGGGCGCUGUGGUGGGCGUGUCCUUCGGUGUCCUCCUCAUCAUUCUCAUUAUUUGGCUGGUGUUCCGCAAGAAGGAGAAGAAGAAAUACGAGGAGGAGGAGACCCCUAACGAGAUCAGGGAGGACGCGGAGGCUCCCAAAGCCAAACUGGUGAAGCCCAAUUCUCUCUCCUCGUCCCGUUCUGGAAGCUCCCGCUCGGGCACCUCCUCCACCCAGUCCAUGGUCCACACCACUGCCCCCCGGGGGCCCCGCGCCCGCCUUCCUGACGUCGCCGCCCUCAAGGAGAACGGCCAGCCCCCCAGCUUCCCCCAACAGCCCCCUGCCUACACACAGGUGGUCCCCAAGACCCCUGAGCCCCGCACAGCCCCGGCCAAGCUCAGCCCUCCCCCCAAGCUAAGCCCCGGGAACCUGGCCCGCAUGGGAGCAACGCCGGUCAUGAUCCCUGCCCAGACCCAGGCCUUCCAGACUGUGUAGGAGGGAGGGAGGGGAGGGAGUAGUGGAGGGAGUAGACGCAGACAGACACAAGAAGCCCCAGUACACAGCUGAUAGCAACCCCCAACCUGCCCCCAGAAACGCUGUGAAAACCAGCCAUAUCAUCAACUAAAAGUAUAAUUGAGUGCAUUCUACGAAGGGAAGACUUUCGUAAGAGGUUUUGUCUCCUGUACAAACAAUACAGAGCGAAAUCUUUUGUUCGCAUGACAUCCCAUGACAACAGAACAUUCAUUGUGUUUUUGCCUGAUUUUGCUGACGAGGUCAGUGAUGUGUAUCAUACUCUGAUGAGGUCAGUGAUGUGCAUCAUACUCUGACGAGGUCAGUGAUGUGUAUCAUACUCUGACGAGGUCAGUGAUGUGUAUCAUACUCCGACGAGGUCAAUGAUGUGCAUCAUACUCUGACGAGGUCAGUGAUGUGUAUCAUACUCCGACGAGGUCAGUGAUGUGUAUCAUACUCCGACGAGGUCAGUGAUGUGCAUCAUACUCCGACAAGGUCAGUGAUGUGUAUCAUACUCCGACGAGGUCAGUGAUUGCUCCUCUUCUUCCAGUAUGAUGCACAAGGGAGGACCCUGUGUAGAGUUGAGGUAUUUUUAAACCAAACCGACAGAGCCAUGAAAGCGGAACGGGCUAUGUACAAAGGGAGGGAGGGAGUGAGAGCAAAUAGAGGACUGGAAAAGAGCAAACAAAGGAGAUACACAGGCUGCAUAGCUCACCAGAGAUCAGGCGAGGGUGCCUGGCUGUCUCAUGACACCUGAUAUCUGCUACCAACCAGGUCAAACCAGACGGCAGGACAAGACAAAGACAGAAAAAAGACAAAGAAAGAAAAAAAAAACGGAAAAAGUAAACCUCUCUCUGGACUUGUCCGAGCACCACACCUACGACACUCACACACUCCGCCACACCGAGCCAAUCAAUAUCUCCCAGGCUUCUUUGCUGGCAUCACAGACCUCCAUGUAUUCUCCUCCGGGAUACCCGCCAAGGCCAGCAGGCAUGGUGAUUGGUUUAGUAAGGAAGGGGGUGCACCGAUCGAUUGACACACCAAUGAGAGUGGAUGAAAUUUUGAUGCUGAUACAAGAGGGAUGUUUGCCUGUGAUUGUACAAAGAUGAUAUAGCUUAAGUAAGAGACUCCACCUAGACACGUCACCUGUCAUCCUAUACACCUGCACAUGGGUCACUCGCAGCAAUCAGAAAGAUAUUGGUAUUGAUUUCCCAUGUUUCCUGUGCAUCCAGCACUAUACACUCAACAAGUCUGGACUUAUGUAACGUUAUCUUCCCAUGUUCAUGGACAGCGUCAAUUAAGGCCAUAGGAAUAUGUGACUUUGUGGUCAUCAUAGGGGAUUAUUAAUGGCUGUAAUAUGUAUUGCUGUUGUCUAAUAUUCUACGUUUCCUUUUUUCUAUUUCAUUUAUUUCAGAUUCCUUCAGAAUGUUUAAAGAUUGUUAUUAAAGGGGUGAACUUAAGCCCUAUCGAUAAAGUGCCACUGUUGAUGUUUGUUGAAGAUGGUUAAUGGCAUUUCUGUUUGUGUUGUGUUAAUAACAUUUCCAUUCAUCCAAAAUGAUUGAACUAACAUAUGAUUGUGUUCUAUGCCAUGCAGUAUAUAAAGGGCUGGAUUCAAUUUGUAUCGCCAAAGUAACGUGCAAGAUCCGCGUUAUAGCUCCAUUUAAAUUUAAAGGCAAUGUUCCCGCGUUCGCGGAGACCGCAUUCACAGUCGGCUGAAUCGAAAAUUACCUUUACAUUUUAAAUACUUCCGCGAUAUAGCUGGAUUCCAGCCCAAAAUCAUUGGAUGAAUCCUUGUUUUUUAAUGAGCAGAGAUUUGCAGCAAUAAAUUGAAUCCCCUGCAGUUGAACUGUGUCUGAAAAAAUACAAAAUAUAUUCUGUAUUAAGAGAAAAUUAGCAAAGGGCCAUACACAUCAUAAUAUGAUAUCACAUGCGUUGGCUCAGCACCAUCUUGUGAUUAUAGAAGAACAGUAAUGAUAAUCCUAAAGAGGGCCUUGGGUUAACAUACACAUUUUAAUUGAAUACACCACAAAAAAGUAUUAUUCACAAAACAUUAAACACGGCUUUACAGUUUAAAAUGGUUAACUCUACGGUACACCUGAGAUUGACUCCAUUUCAAGCAGAAUGAAAAGGACAAUAGAUUUGAGUGAUUUUGUUUAACCAUGUAGUCAUACUAGUUUGUCAAACUCAAAUCAUUCCAUCAAAGUCUCUUCAUGGUGGCCAAACAGAAUUUAAACAACACUCAACCUCAGUAAAAUAUCCUGGCUGAAAGUGUUGAAUUAUGCCCUACCAUUCUCUCAUUUAAAUGUCAACUUUUGCCUGAGCUCUCAUCUGAUCCAAAGGCGUGACUUCUGCCUAGCGAUAGUCUUCACUGCCUCUACGCAGCAGCACAUUGGUCCUUCAGUGUUAUGACUGCUUCCUCCAAAGAGACACCCCUGUUAUUCUGGCUCAAUCGCAAUGUAAUGGAUGAGAUGUGAGGAGGUAUUUGGAGUGACUGAUGCUGUGGCGCCCUCCAGGAGAACCCAGCACACUCAUCUUAGAUCACCCAGGAGGGAGGGCUCUUCUCGUCCAGCGGUGCAGAGCAUAAGAGCGCGCUCGCACUCUGGCCUCCGAAAGGGUUCAAACGAGGACGGGUGACUCGAGAGUCUAUACUUCUUGUUAAAGGUUCAAAAUUGACCUGGCUUUUCGUUCAUGCCUGGUUGAAAUCACCCAGAUUAAUUUGUAUCAAUAAUUGUAUUUUUUAAAGUCGGCCUAUUUGUGAUGAGAUUAUUUCAUGAUUGUUGGCAGUUCAAAGAGUGAAAAGAAAGCAGCAAUUUUGUCUCUGUGACUCGAGUACUUCCAGCUUGCCCACUGCUGGUUGAAAAGCUCCUUUAAACCAGGAGACGGAUGAGUGGCGAGAUGAGAGGACGACACCUGAGGGAGAGCUCCUGAUUACGCACCACAACCCCCUUUGAAUUUCCCAUUAUACCCUUAAAAGCCAAUACAGGGAGGCCGAUGAUUGAAUGUGGCUCUUACGGCCGUUGAUGGGGUAGGAUACGCACCGGUAUCGAUUUUCCUGUUAUCUGAGUGACUCUGAAUUCCCCUGGCGGAGCGCUCUGUGUCCUGAAUCAUUAGGGUUUCCACCCUUUUUCGUUUGAAUGUCUUGCUUGGCAGACAGGAGGAAUGGGAAUGCUCCAAACCAUGCUGGGGAUUGGAACAACGUGAACCACAGGCGUUACGUUGCCCUUUCACCAUGUAUCGACUCCAAAAGGACAUUACCAUAGGUUAACUAGUACAAAACUUGCAUCUUGAUGUCAUUUAUUAGUCUGUCUACUCUAAAUACCUCCACUAUGGUUUGAGUGAUGGGACCUUUGAUAUCAUGCAUACAGUGUAAUGUUCAAGAGAGAAAGAAUCCACCCAAAGCUGAAAAAUGAUGGAUAUGCAUGUCACAGAUACUUAACUAGAGAAAGAACAAAACUGUAUUUUUGCCUCAAUGCUUAUAUAAAUAUAUAAAUGAUCAUCUUGUACAGAAAAAUUUUACAGUUAAAACAAAUGCUAUGACUGUAAAAAAGGAAAGUUAUGUUCAUUUUGAGUUUACUCGUUUGGGUUAAGUAUUCAAUCAUAAGUACUUUGCACUUUCUUAAACUGUGCUCUCUGUGUCCCGCUUGCGUUAAGCUCUUUUCACCAACAGGUUUAGGGGGGAAAUGUUCUCUCUCGCUAUUUUCUUUGAUUGACAAUGUCAUGCAGUUACUUUGAGUUGUUGUAAACCAAAAAGGCAAUGUACAUACCUCCUUCUCGAGUGAAAAAUGUAUAUUUGUACAAUAUCUGAAUAAUUACUGUUUUGGUUUGUAAUAAAGCAUUUGAUGAAUAGCCA
Molecule: messenger RNA, 5468 nt
Organism: Salvelinus sp. IW2-2015
Lineage: Eukaryota; Metazoa; Chordata; Actinopteri; Salmoniformes; Salmonidae
Source: RefSeq, a predicted model, not a curated record